UAUCCGGCUUCCGUGGCAUAAAACAUUUUGACGUCAGCGUAAAUAUCCGGUAUUAGCUCGACAAAGUAUCCUUACAUUUCUGUGCUAUCUUUGGCAACAUCAUGGAGGUGUUUCUUUCUGGUCCACUUCUUCAUUUUUGCAACGCUUCUUUUCCUACUGGAGCAUCUGUUCGUGAUCUAGUUAAUAUUUUUACGAAAGAAAAGGGAAUCCCAUCAUCGGAUCUCUAUGUCAAGAAUAAUGGACGACUAUCAGAGCUUGAUGAGAAAUUGCAGGCUGGAGCGGUGUAUCGACUGGAGCCUCGUCUCUGUGGAGGGAAAGGAGGCUUUGGGUCUAUGCUGAGGGCUCUUGGGGCACAAAUUGAGAAGACCACAAACCGCGAAGCGUGCAGAGACCUAAGCGGAAGGAGACUAAGAGAUGUCAACCAUGAGAAAGAGAUGGCAGAGUGGCUUAAGAAGCAGGCAGACCGCGAGGCAGAGAAAGAGCAAAGGCGUCUGGAGAGACUGCAGAGGAAGCUGGCUGAGCCCAAGCAUCACUUUACAGACCCAGAGUACGAGAAGCAGUGCCACGAUCUCUCAGAACGCCUGGAGGACUCCGUUUUAAAAGGAAUGCAAGCCUCUUCCAGCGGACUAGUGAAAGUAGACGAGGCACCGAAACGCAAAAAGCCACCUCCAAACAAAGGCCAAGGGAAAAGCAAGAAGAAAUGCUUUUGGACUGGUGUUGGUGGCCUGGAUGACCUCGACAGCUCUGAGGAUGACGAUGAUUCAAGCGACAGCGGGAACUCUCCCUCCACAUCUGCUUCCGUUUCAGGGGUACCCGAUUGUCCCGUAACGGGAGCAACGUCAGCUCACACAUCAGCCUCUCAGAGCAGAGCGGAACAAACUGCAACUCCGGAAGCUCCUAGGGCAAGCAGCAACUCCAUCUCAGGACCCAGCUCUCCAGAGAGCCCAGUCGAGGUGCAGACACAAUCUCAAGCAGAGGCAGCAACUUUUGCUACCAGUGGUAGUGGGGAGCAGAAGGUGGUCCCCACAGAAGAAACAUUCCCAAAGACCGACAAUCUAAGCGUAGCUCAGAGUAGCGUCAACCAAGCCGCUUGUGAAGAUGGGCCCUUAGACCUCCAGGCAGUGCACUCAGACAAGGAGUUGGAGACUUUGGGGUUGGACAGGCUAAAGGCAGAACUGAUUGCACGGGGGAUGAAGUGUGGGGGAACCCUGUCCGAGCGCGCUGCUCGCCUUUUCUCCACCGUAGGGCUUUCUGCAGAGGACAUCGAUCCUGCCCUGUUGGCCAAACCCAGCAAGAAGCAAUGACUGCCUAGUGCCUAUUACAGCACCGUAUAAUAUUGAGUCUUCUGCUAAGUGGACUCCUGAUAUAACUAUGCCAUGUGCCCCAGAUUCAAAGUGUGAUUAUUUUUGUUUGCCCCAUAUAGUGGACACAAUUAAAGAUUGUCCCAGCUAUUGGAUAUAUCCCAGAAUUCUCCUGUUCUCAAUGCAUUUCUGACAUUUUUUUCUAGAGUAGAUUUUACUUUUUGAAAUUCUUAAGUCAAUGUACUGUGGUCCUUCUGUAGCUCAGUUGGUAGAGUUGGUAGAGCAUGGCGCUUGUAACGCCAGGGUAGUGGGUUCGAUCCCCGGGACCACCCAUACGUAGAAUGUAUGCACACAUGACUGUAAGUCGCUUUGGAUAAAAGCGUCUGCUAAAUGGCAUAUAUUAAGUAUUAUAUUAUUAUUAAGUAUAUAUUAUUACUGUCCCUUAUGUUUGAUGAAAUGUCACAAAUUAAAUGAACUUUCUCUUUAUCACAGUAGUUAGGUUUUUAUCCAAUUGGUGACAGAUUUUCAUGCAAAUUUUCUAAAACGAUAUGUGCAUUUUUCAACUAGAGAUGUUACCAUCACGUGACUCCAAGUUUACUUUGAUAUGAUGGUUAUUAUAUUAACAUUUGAGUAUGAAGGUGUUUCCACUGCCAUUUCUCGUGUAAUUAAUUUUCCAGAAACAAAGUUCCCACCUUGUCUUGCCUUUUGUGUUUUGUUGACAUUUGGAAAGUUGUUAACACAAUUUGCUGUUUCCGAAAGGCCUGUUGUGAAUUUUUUAAAUCCAAUGUUCUUUACUGACAUAAAAAGGUUGAAUGGCAACCUGGUUGGUGAGUGGUUGAUCUCACAACCAACAUAUUUUUAGGACAGAGAAAUUAUUUGGCUUAAGUUAGGUUCAUAACUCUGGAAAUGGCUAUCUUGUUGUUCUGUGGUCUUAUAUAUACCUAUGUUCCUUUUGUGGAUAUAUGGUUGAAUAAAAGGACUUACUGUAUUGUUUUAAGCUCAAA
Molecule: messenger RNA, 2305 nt
Organism: Oncorhynchus keta (chum salmon)
Lineage: Eukaryota; Metazoa; Chordata; Actinopteri; Salmoniformes; Salmonidae
Gene: sde2
Product: SDE2 telomere maintenance homolog (S. pombe)
Exons: 7
Coding region: 102-1304 (400 amino acids)
Cellular component (GO): nucleus
Source: RefSeq, a predicted model, not a curated record